Molecule: messenger RNA, 910 nt
Organism: Impatiens glandulifera
Lineage: Eukaryota; Viridiplantae; Streptophyta; Magnoliopsida; Ericales; Balsaminaceae
Exons: 2
Coding region: 25-582 (185 amino acids)
Source: RefSeq, a predicted model, not a curated record
ACAAAAAAAGAAAUCAAGCAAGCUAUGGGGAGAUCCAUGAUUUCUUAUGACGACUUUUCUUCAGAGCAUCAAUCAACCAAGGAAUUCACACAAGAAAUUGACGAAGUUUCCAUUGAAUCUGGAAACGGUUUCUUCACCAAUGGUACCGACGACAGUCUCUGGAGCGAGAUCAAUCUCCAGCACCAACUGCAGACGAAGAAGAAGAAGAAUCAAGUUCUUCUCGAAGGCUAUGUCGAAUCAGCUGACGAAGACGAUCUAUCGAGGACCAAGAGUCUAACUGAUGACGAUUUGGAAGAGUUGAAAGGAUGUUUAGAUCUAGGAUUCGGUUUCAGUUACGAAGAAAUUCCAGAACUCUGUAACACCUUACCUGCGCUUGAGCUUUGUUAUUCCGUUACACAGAGGUUCCUCGAUGAACAACAGAGAUCGCCGGAAUCAUCUUCGCCUCGUGCAGCCGAGACUAGUUCGUCUGGACCGAUUGCCAAUUGGAAGAUUUCUAGUCCUGGUGAUGAUCCACAAGAUGUGAAAGCUAGGUUGAAAUAUUGGGCACAGGCUGUGGCAUGUACUGUGAGAUUAUGCAAUUAGGGAGAUAGGGAGGAAGUUUCAUUUUUGGAAAUGUAUAAUAAUCCCAUGGUUGUUGUUCUUCUUCUUCUGCUGCCUAAUUUGGGGAUUCUGGCUUGGACAUGGAUGUUUGUGGUUGAAUAAUGAUUGAAUGUGAUUGAAGAUGACAGAAAAGAAGAAGAAGAAGGAAUGGUGAUUGAUUGAUGAUGAUGAUGAUGAUCCUUAUUUAACAAACAAAUUUUUGUUUGACUUUAGUCACUUUAAGAGGCUGAUCAUAUGUUUGUGACUAAUUGUGUACAUAUUGAAAUAAUGUUAGCAUUAUUGAUUUCUAAUAAAUAAUAUAUUUGUAUUA